Messenger RNA from Gastrolobium bilobum, 570 nucleotides. RefSeq lists its product as uncharacterized. Bases 1 to 570 code for a protein of 189 amino acids. Lineage: Eukaryota; Viridiplantae; Streptophyta; Magnoliopsida; Fabales; Fabaceae. The transcript is spliced from 3 exons. The record is from RefSeq and is a predicted model, not a curated record.
AUGAUUGACUGCUGUGGAAAGAGGUUGAUACUAUCUCACGAGAGGCCUUCUGUUUGUCCGUCUCCUUACCUGUCUGUAUGUCAAACUGUUAAAGCCUUGAAGGCUGGUGAUCUGGGUUAUGUACUCUUGGGUGGACUGGUUGGUGACAAGGAGGAAGAGAUUUCGGGUAUUCCGGUUGUUAAUGAAUUUGCGGAUGUGCUGAAAGAUAAGAAGCUAUAUGCUAAGCCAUCUAAGUGUGAAUUCUGGCUAUCGGAGGUGCAAUUUUUGGGUCAUGUUAUUUCUGCUAGUGGUGUUGUUGUGGAUCCAAGUAAGAUUGAAGCGGAUUAUGAUUUUGAGCUGAAAUACCAUCUGGGUAAUGCUAAUGUGGUGGCAGAUGCAUUGAGUAGAAAAUCUGUCAGUGUGUCCCAGCUGAUGAUGUGGGAUAAUGAAGUGAUUGAUCAAUUCCAGAAUUUGAAAAUAACAAAUUUCUUUGCAGGUAGAGUGAGUGAUAUUGAGUUGACUCAGAUUGAGAAUGAAUUGCAUGAGAAAAUUAAAGAAACUCUGAUAAGGAAUGAUAGUGCUAAUAUUUGA